Molecule: messenger RNA, 1051 nt
Organism: Pristis pectinata (smalltooth sawfish)
Lineage: Eukaryota; Metazoa; Chordata; Chondrichthyes; Rhinopristiformes; Pristidae
Product: butyrophilin subfamily 3 member A2-like
Exons: 8
Coding region: 83-1051 (322 amino acids)
Source: RefSeq, a predicted model, not a curated record
GAAAGUUUUCAGGGAGCAGCUGCUGUGAAAGUGCUCACGGACCGAGUGGAAAAGGGAGAGUACCUGGGAUCAGAUUCUCAGAAUGAGGUUUUGCUCUGCUGCUGAAAUGGGAGUGGUUCGCUGCACUGUGCUGUUACUGUAUGGGAUUCUCAGCUCAGUCCAGGGGGAAUUCACCAUACUUACACCUGAAAAGCCUUUUGUAGUUGUUGCAGGUGAAGAUGUUGUAUUGGAAUGUGAGCUUCUCCCACCGAUCUCUGCCAGAAACAUGGUGGUGGAGUGGCUGAAAUCAGGUCUCAACUCACCAGUCCAUGUGUCCGAACAUGGACAAGAUGACCCAUUCACUCAACACCAGGACUACAGAGCAAGGACGGAACUGUUUAAAGAUGAAAUGACCAAAGGAAAUAUUUCCCUCAGAAUAAAGAAUGUAAGAAGGUUUGAUGAAGGGCGAUACACAUGUUUAGUUGAAGACAGAACUGAUUCUAAACAUUCUACAGUUGAAUUGCAAGUUCUAGGUCUGGGGAGUGAACCCCGGAUUCAGAUGAAGGGAUAUCAAGGAUAUGAAAUCCAGCUUGUGUGUAAAUCCAGUGGAUGGUACCCUGAGCCAGAGAUCCUGUGGUUCGGUGAGGAUGGACAUGUUUUGGAACAAGCAGAAACAAGAUCCUACAAAGACUCAGAAGGUCUUAUAAAUGUCGAGAGCAGCGUUGGAGUAACGAGGCAGUCAACAAACAGGUUCAAGUGUCUUGUCCGGAACACACAGCUAAAAAUACAACAUGAGGCAAAUAUUAAGAUAUCAGAUGAGCUCUUCCUGACUGAUGCUGACUGGGUCCUGCCACUGGUCCUGACCGUUUGUCUUCUCAUCGCCACAAACUCUGCUGUGAUUUAUUGGAAUGUGAAACAAAAUAGACACAUCAAAGAGCUGGAACUUCGGAAAUCCAUCGUAGAACUUGGACAAUGGAGACCCUGUAUUCAGUCAGACUGGGAGAGAGAACAUGUCUUUGAAGGUAAGAUCUUAUUUUACUGGUCUGAGGGAUUUAGCAAACAAGGACUAUAA